This is a messenger RNA of Candoia aspera, 2621 nucleotides long. It is a transcript of the gene LRRC14, whose product is annotated as leucine rich repeat containing 14. Gene Ontology annotation, molecular function: protein binding. Gene Ontology annotation, cellular component: cytoplasm. Lineage: Eukaryota; Metazoa; Chordata; Lepidosauria; Squamata; Candoiidae. The coding region runs from base 380 to 1909 and encodes 509 amino acids. The record is from RefSeq and is a predicted model, not a curated record. The transcript is spliced from 5 exons.
ACGGAGGCCGCCGCGGGACCUCCGUUGCGGUUGCUGAGGCCUCGGGAUGGCCUUCGGGAGAAGCGGGAGCUUGAAGGAGCGCGGCGCGGAUUUAGUCAUGGAUGAAUCUGAAGAGAAGCCUUUUGAAGAAGACACAGUAUAAAACGCUACAUCUCACGAGGAAGCCAGCUCGUUUUGGAUAGCUCUGCAGACCAAGUCAGAAGAAACUGUCCCUGAGCAGGCGCAGCAGCAGCAUUCCUUAGAGUCGGAAGGUGCUGAGUCUGCUCUUUGGUUACAGUGGGGGUGCCUGAGGUCACCUCUUUCUGAAGAGAUUAGGAACAGCUAGUAGGAUCCCUCUCCCAUCCCAAGACAUCAGGAACCUUCCAAGGCCCUUGCUGCUAUGUACUCCCUGGUCUUCCUCUGUGCGCAGAAGGUCGUCUCCCACUACGCCACCCUGCAAGAUGCCCUGGAUUUCCUCCCCAAGGAGCUCUAUCCCGUCCUGUUCAAGGCAGCCUUCAUGGACAAGAGAACUCCAUCACUCCAGCAACUAGUUCAGACCUGGCCGUUCCCAGUCCUCAGUUUUCAGAAACUCUUGCGGAAAUGUCAGCAUUGUGAACGGGCCCUGAUCCGGGAGAAACCAAACAAGUUGUGCAUUCAGGCCAUUAUUUUGGGGGUAGUGACAUAUCUCAUCAAGAUGCUGGAGGAUCGAACUUGUACUAAGAGCAAGGGGCAGUGCUUGCAGGUCCUCGACAUGACGGGCCUCCAGGACGAAGGGCAGGGCCCAGAGAGCAUGAGCCUGUGGUCCAGGACGGUCACACUGGCCAAGGCUUGCCUGGACGUCUCCAAGCAGCAAAGCAAGUGCCUGAGGCGGUCCUCCAAGAGGAGGAAGGGCCCAUACAGCAGCUCAGUGGCCUUGCCGGCCCCUCGGCCCGUUUCGGUGGACGUUUGGGUGGACCUUUUUGUGAACAGCACCUCCUACGUGGUCCUGAAGGAUGCCCUGCAGAUCAACAGCAGCAACGCCCUGCGGCUGCGGUGUCGGGACUUCCGGGCAGAGGAGCUUUCCAUCGCCAGCACCGUGGGGCUCUUGGAGUUCCUGGACCCGGCUGGGGUCCGGCAGGUGGACCUGAGAUUCAACAACCUUGGGCUCUCCGGCCUGAGGGUGGUCCUCCCCCACUUGACUAAGUUCACCAACCUGGCAAGCCUGAAGCUGCCCUACAGCAACAUCGAUGUCCGGCGCCUGACGGUAGGCAUGGAAGGCAACCUGCAGUACUUUGCCACCCAGCUCAGCCGUCUCACCCGCCUCAAGGAGCUGAACCUGGGCUCCUCCAGGCUUUCGGGCAAGCUGCGACAACUCCUGGGGGACUUGCAAAGCCCCUUGGAGAGCCUGGAGCUGGCCUUUUGCUACCUGCUGCCCAAUGAUUUUGCCUACCUUUCCCAAAGCCUCCACACCUCAGCCCUGAAGAAGCUAGACCUCAGUGGGAACAACCUGUCCGACAGCCUUCUCCAGCCUUUCCAGGGUCUGCUGACCGAGGCUGCCUCAACCUUGCUCCACCUGGACAUCAUGGAGUGCCGCCUGAUGGACACCCACCUGAACCUGCUCCUCCCCGCCCUCUGCUGUUGCGCCCGGCUUCGCUACCUGGGGGUGUUUGGCAACCCCAUCUCAACCAAGGGAGUGAAGAACCUGCUCCAUAAGACGGUGGGCCUCCUGGACCUGCAGCUCGUCAUCUACCCCUACCCCGUGGACUGCUACGGAGACGACUUGCCCUGGCCCCCCACCUCUUCUAACCUGCUCAACGGCUCGGUGGACGAGGAGAAGUUCUCCCGGGUCAGCAAUGAACUCCAGCAGAUGCUGCUGAGCGCCAACCGGGGAGACGCCAUCUGGACCACAAACCUUUGCCGCCACAACAGCUUUGACUAUUUCAGUUUAUAGCCCUGCUGGGGUCAGUACUUUUCUGCCCAUGAAUGUGGAAUAGGCCCCCCUUCUUUUUCCUCUCUCGUCAGCGAUCUGAGCCAGCCUGGCAGUCACUGUGCAUCUAAGCCAGAAGCUGGGCCUGGGGAAGCCCUGCAGGCGGUCCCUUAAGAGCCCGUGGGUGCUUUCCUUGGGCAUGAAAGAAUAGCCUCCCCUGGAGACCAUUGCCCAAAGCACUCUCUGCCAACUGCGCCGGGCCCUAAAGGCGCAGGGGCACAGGAGCCGCACUGCGGUGAUGGGAAGUGGGAGGAUGGGGAAGCGCAGCUGGGGGAGAGGGCAUUGUUGGCCUCUUCCCAUCCCUGCCGAAGGUGGGCGCGAGCACCCAAGGCCAGGUCCAAGCCCUCUUUUUCUUUUUGAUUGAAGACCGUUUCCAGUGCAUGUAGCAAUAGCUGGGGAGGGGGGUCUGUUUCUGGUUGUUGUUGUUGUUUUUUUACUUCUAUUUUGUAACAUCAGAGUGUAGCAUUGUGUUGCUGUGGGGGCUGAUAUGGGAGGGUGCAGUUGGGUGCUUUUCACCUGUGUUGUUUGCCCUCUCUCACUGAUGGACAGGAUGGGAGCAGGCAGGUUGUGGAUCCUGAAUUUAGAGGGAAACCUCAUUUUAUUAAGGGUGGGGGGUGGGGGAGAUUAUGCAGUGGACUUUUAUCUUGAAAUAAAAGAUGAUGCCUAUCAGAGCAAA